Sceloporus undulatus (fence lizard) is the source of this 1679-nucleotide messenger RNA. RefSeq names its product potassium channel tetramerization domain containing 14 (gene KCTD14). The record is from RefSeq and is a predicted model, not a curated record. Gene Ontology annotation, biological process: protein homooligomerization. Gene Ontology annotation, molecular function: protein binding. The transcript has 2 exons. NCBI's taxonomy places the organism in Eukaryota, Metazoa, Chordata, Lepidosauria, Squamata, Phrynosomatidae. Bases 625 to 1359 code for a protein of 244 amino acids.
AAACUGUUAUGAUUUUAUAGUGUGGACACCCCCCUGUGGCAUGCCUGUAAAAUUCCUUGUAGUCUUUAAUUCUACUGUGUUAUGGCUCUUUAACAAGGGAGCAUACUGUCCCUUUAAAAAAAAGAAGGGACAAAAGUCACAUCAGGGUGUAACCUGUUCAGCAAAUGACAGUCACACAAAGGGAAUGUGCAACCGAGUUGUGAGCCAAAGGCAGGGUAGAAAGCAGAGAAUGGGAGGAACUGAUUUCUUGGACUGGGUGUUAGUCACAAUUGACAAGUGUGUGUCAGGUGGCUGAGAGAAAGGAAUAUUGAAAAUACUGGGACUGCCACUUUCCCUCCCACAUCUAGAGUGCCUUCUCUGUCCAAAACGGCUCAUUGUUAGGAAAAGGCAGAGUGCAUAAUACUUCCGCCUGCAGAGUCUCUCAUAGAUUUGCAACCUGUGGCCAAAUCUGUAAGGAGGGCAGCAGAGUGCCAGGAGGCCAGCAUCUCCAGGUGUGUGAGUUACUGCCUGUUCAGGUGGGUGAGAGAAAGGGGAAAAGGCAACUUUACAAGUCUCCGUCACCACCACUAUAUCCACAAAUUUGUGGAUUUCUUUGGCUGCCUUUCUGGAGGAGCAGAGAGAAGGAUGAGCAUUUCUUCAGAACCGAAAUCCUUUGAGAAACAAAACAUGAACAGUCUCCAAACGCAAUCAGAAGUCAUAGAGUUGAAUGUUGGUGGGGAGAUGUUCAUGACCACAUUGAGCACCUUGAAGAAACAUCCUGGUUCCAAGUUGGCUGAGAUGUUCGCCAGUGGACAGUCCAAACUGCGGACGGACUCAGAAGGGAGGUACUUCAUUGACCGGCCUGGCACUUAUUUUAAAUACAUUUUGGAAUACCUGCGCAGCAACCAGGUGCCCAAACAAUGUGUCCAGGAUGUGUACAAAGAAGCCCUCUUUUAUGACAUUGAGCCAUUGAUCAAACAGCUGGAGGAUUCGCCUCAGAUCUUUGGUGAGCUUGUGGCCAGAAAACAGUUCCUAGCCCGAGUUCCCAGCUACACUGAGAACAUUGAGCUGAUGAUCCGCAUUGCCAGGGCUGAAGCGGUGGCUGCCCGUCAGUCCAGCGUGAUAGUGUGCGUGGUGAAGACCGAGGAGGAUAUUGCCAGGUGUGUCGACACCCUCAACACUUUGGACACUUGCAAGAAAUCAGUGGUCACAUUUGGUCCCUGGAAGGCAUCACCAAGCAUCUCUGACUUACUGGACAGCAUCAAAAUGGACAUAGAUGCCAAAGGUUACAGGAUUUCUAUCCAGCCCUACAUUAUGGAGAAAGGCUUUCGCUUCAAAUCCAAUGACUUCUUCUACAAAUUUAUCUUCACUUGGUGGUAGCAGAAAGCCAAGAUUUUGGCUUUCUUAAGUGGUCUUUUGAUGUGACACUUUCGAUGUCAAUAUAAUGUCGUCUUCCUAGACACUGUUCUAACUCCACUUGGAAACUGACUUGAUAGGAAGACUUGUCAAAUCUGGGGAACAGAGAUAUCUACACUAUCCAUUUGACUUCCUUUGAGAAAUAUUGUGUUUCUCCUGAGCUACUUAUUCUUCAGACUCUAUCUCUGUUGCAAAAAAUCAUUCUAAGGAGGGGACAAAGUUUUGGUUGCCUGUAUUGCUGCUAGUCCAAAUAUUAAUCAAACAUUAUCAUAAAUACUAUGAUC